CUGUGACACAGAAUAUCUGACAUCUAGGCCUCAUUGCUUGCUAGAAUACAUAGCCUCUUUACCUUGAUCAUCAACACCACCAUGGAUCCUAGGACUUCUGUUCUCAAUCUCAGUCGUCAGCCCCCUACGGUUGACUUUAUCAACAAUCGCCUUCCAGACUUCCAUACCGUGUUUGUGGAUCCACCAGUUCACUAUGACCCGAUGGCCAGUCAAUAUGUUCCCAACAGCCAGGUACCUAUUGCAUGGACAGAUACGAAAGCGAUGAGCUUUUGGACAAUAAUAUUCCCAGAAGCAAUGGUCAAGUUCAAGUCGAGCGUGACAGAGCCGAAAGGCCGAUCCAAUACCAGGUACCAUAUCCACGAAAAACCUAAUUGGGAUACCGUGUAUGCGACGCUUGAAUCAGCCAGAAGUAAAUAUCAGAAAGAGGGUGGAAAGGUUGGGUGGCUACGGCAGGUCAGACGAAAGGUUGCCGAUGAUUAUGCCACCCCUCUCGCUCAGGUGACUCAGAUUGCCAAGAAGUGUAUUCCAGAAAACCCUUACUCGACACCGGUGUUAGGCGCCUUGGGAAUCCUCUUAGAUGCUGUGAAGAUUGCCGCAUCCGUUCGCAAAGAAGUGCUCGAAGGGCUUGACGGCCUCAUUCCAAUCUUCUCGGACGUAGAGGUCUUCCUAGGAACAUUUCCUACAGAUUCGACCAUAAGAAAUACCUCGAUAGACUUGAUUAUCACAACCUUGGAAGCUGUGGAGCAAGCCAUUGGCUUUUUCAUAAGCAAUGAAUUCCUCAAGGGUGGCAAGGCUUUCUUCAUGAGGGAAGAAUACGAAAAGACACUUGUUGAAGCACUUGGGAAGAUUGGAAAGAAAAGCAAAAGUCUCAUGGAAGAAGCGGCAAAAUCGCACAUGCUCGAUUCUCAAUGGUACUCCCAAGAGACCCAAAAACUCCUCAAUAGACUGGUGAAAGGCCAGAAGGAUAUGGCUGAUACUUUGAAUUCGGUUGAGCAAAUGCUUUCGGAACAUGUGAGGGAAAAAGAUCGGGAGCUUGAAGCCGCAAGACAGGGAAACCUCUUUCUCAGAUUCGAGAAUGAAAGAUUACAAUCCAUAUCGCCCAUGCCAUCGCUUCAAUUUCUGCCGCCCUCUCAGCCCCAGCGGCUAGUCGCCGAGUGGGGUAUGAAUCAAGAAGCCCUACGCCGACUUCUAGAUAUCCCAGAUCUAGAUCUCGCCGAUAUGGACUUCAUUUCGGACAGGAAAACCCAAUUACCAGCGAAACAACGUGCCCAAGUCGAACAGAUCGUCAACACACAGUUGUUUCGCAACUGGAUCGUGUCUCCUUCAGGCGCCAAACUCUUGGUUCAAUGGACCUCCCGCCCACCCAGUACCAUUGCCGAAGUCUCACCCCUUUCCGGAAAACCACGAUUCAUGUCGGUGCAAUGGUUUUGCGGGCAGCACAUCGAGCCAUCCCAGCCUGGUCGCUCAAUCGGUGGUCGGGCCAUACUUCUCAGUCUCAUUGACCAACUUCUCCGCCAGCACGUAUUCGACAUGCAACUCCUGCACCAGGCAAUAAACUUGGCAGUUCUGCAAGGUCGCGAGCUUAGAGAGCUAUUCAACCUUUUUCACUGGCUGAUGCGUAGGCUACCCCAGGCUAUCACACUGUUCUGCAUCAUCGACGGCGUAUUUCUUUAUGAGAGGGAGGAGUUUUGCGAGGAGGCGCUGCAAGUCCUGGCCGAACUUUUGCAAUUUACGCAGGAUCAGAGCGUACCGGCUACGGUCAAGGUGCUCUUUACGAGUACGCCGGGGCCAGAUAUAGUGAAGGCGCCGUUUGAGAAGGACGAAGUGGUUCUGAAUGUGGAUACGUUGCCGCGGUUGGCGUGGGCGCCGAGCGGGGAGCGUAUGGCAAGAGAGCUGGGUAACGGACUUGGUGAACAGGUUUACGAGUGUUGA
Messenger RNA from Pseudomassariella vexata, 1932 nucleotides. RefSeq lists its product as uncharacterized. The record is from RefSeq and is a predicted model, not a curated record. NCBI's taxonomy places the organism in Eukaryota, Fungi, Ascomycota, Sordariomycetes, Amphisphaeriales, Pseudomassariaceae. Bases 82 to 1932 code for a protein of 616 amino acids. The transcript has 7 exons.